GAUUGAAGUGACAACACCAACCAAAAGAGAAGAGAGUUAGUCUAGCCACUAGCUAGUAGUUGUUGAGCGACCAUGACAAGAAGAUUAUCCCAAGUGUCUAUAUCCUUGGUCCUGGCUUUUGCCUCGACUGUGUCUGGAUUUUCUUCCCUUCAGCCACUUUCACCAUUACAAGCAGCAAAAGGAGACCGUUGGUCGUCUCGCGUCUUUUUGUCCAACAAGAUUAAAGAGGAUAGCAGUAGCAGCAGUGGCAGUGGUACUCAGGCAGUGUUAGAUGAAGCCAGUGAUGCAUUGGCCAAUGUGGGUUGGGCGCCUCCUCGCGAAGAUGGGGAAAUGACGUCGGACGAUCCGUUUGUCCAAGAAAUUGAUGCCGGCAUUCAACGUGAUUUCGGUGUGGGCUUGGACGAAUUGCUCAAUCCCGCCAAAGUGGUCAAUUUGGAACGAGAUCUCUACAAUCUGCGCUUGGAGUUGGCCGAACUGACGGGUGUCACACUCGAAGAAACUGUGCAGUUGACGACAGAACAAUGCGACGGUGGUGGUGGAGGAGAAACGGCGGACGAACUUCGAGCCAAUAUUGAAAAGAAGGAAACGAGUUUGGUGAUUGAACGACGAUCUGUAUUCCGAGGAUGGCUCAAAAAUGUAUUCUUGGUGCAGGCUGUCUUGAGUUUUGCACUCUCGUGGGUCAUGGCCACAAAUCCAGAAGCACUCUUUGGACAGUUUGGAUGGUUCCAAACUUACAACAUGGACAUUUCCAUCAAGGUCCUGGGAUACUGGUGGUGGUGGCUUUUUGUGGUCCCUUCCUUGCGGUCCAGAAGACCCACUGGAACUGAGAAAAAGGCUCUCGAUAUUGCAUUUUUGGGAACUCCCAUCAUUUCACUCAUUGCACCCGUUGCCACCAAAGACACGGCCAUUAUUUGGGCUGCCAACUUGGCGGUCGUACUCGGCAGUUAUGCCUUUGCCUUUGCUACGGAUGGGGAUGAAGAUGAUGAUGCUGGUGCUGGUGAUGACAGCAAAACCCCAGAGUGGCUCAAGUUUGUCUACAAGUCUCUCGACUUUGGAAGUGGACGUGAACGUGGGGCGCGAAAUUAGCCAGGCUAGGCAACACAUUACAACACGA
This is a messenger RNA of Seminavis robusta, 1114 nucleotides long. The record is from the annotation of a GenBank genome assembly. Lineage: Eukaryota; Bacillariophyta; Bacillariophyceae; Naviculales; Naviculaceae.